AUGAGAAUUAUUUACUUUUUGUUGAGUGAAUACGAAGACCUCGAGCCAAAAAGAACUGUAAUUCAGGCUCAUCGUCUGUGUCUGGUAAAAGCUCGUCUGGCGAAAAUUGAUGCAGCUGAAUUGCUUGGAGGAAAUACUCUUAAUCCUAAAGAAGACUAUCAGAAAUUAAAUAUUUAUGAGGAAUUAUUAGUAACUUUUGCACUAUUGGCAGGAACAGAAUACUCAAAAACUGCUGUCCAGCUGCCUUCUGCACGAAUCAAAUAUACUUCAUAUUCUCUUUCCAACCAAGAAUACAAGCAGUAG
Enterobius vermicularis (human pinworm) is the source of this 303-nucleotide messenger RNA. Lineage: Eukaryota; Metazoa; Nematoda; Chromadorea; Rhabditida; Oxyuridae. The record is from the annotation of a GenBank genome assembly.